AGCAUUUCCAGUCAACAAAACAUACUGGUUUCUCAUAUAGCGAGUGACACGCAUAAACAUACAGAUACGUUGAGCCGUGAGAGUAUAAUCUGGAAAUGGCAAGCCCAAGAGCGUUAGGGACUGCUUUCCUGAUCUUGCUUAUUGCAGACAUCGCCUUCGCUGCUAGGACACUGCAGUCAAUUAGUGGAGGCGGAGGUGGAGGGCAGGGAGGAGGUGGUGGUGGUGGAUCUGGAUCAGGACUUGGGUCAGGUUAUGGUUCUGGGUCUGGAUCCGGGAGCGGUGAAGGAUAUGGUGCUGGUGGUCGUGGAGGAGGCGGGGGCGGGGGAAGUGGCGGAGGCGGAGGUGGUGGCAGCGGCGGAGGCAACGGGUCAGGUUCUGGCUAUGGGUCUGGUAGCGGCUCAGGCUAUGGUUCUGGUAGUGGGAUAGGUGGCGGCAAAGUCUUUAUGGCUCUAAAAGAUGGGCACAGGUCACCGAAUUUACUUUCCUGGAAGUUACUGCUGAAUGAUGAUCCAAAUGCCGAUGCCAUCAUGUCUUCAAGAAUUCGUCCUGGGAUUGCGAGAAGGGAUUUGCGUGAGGAUGAUAUCAGGGUGUACGAGCUUUAUACGGAUUCACUAAUAAUUAAUAAGAACCAAAGGGAAGGAGAAUGA
Molecule: messenger RNA, 647 nt
Organism: Populus nigra (black poplar)
Lineage: Eukaryota; Viridiplantae; Streptophyta; Magnoliopsida; Malpighiales; Salicaceae
Product: putative glycine-rich cell wall structural protein 1
Exons: 3
Coding region: 96-647 (183 amino acids)
Source: RefSeq, a predicted model, not a curated record